Paramecium tetraurelia is the source of this 267-nucleotide messenger RNA. RefSeq lists its product as uncharacterized. NCBI's taxonomy places the organism in Eukaryota, Ciliophora, Oligohymenophorea, Peniculida, Parameciidae. The record is from RefSeq and is a predicted model, not a curated record. The transcript has a single exon.
AUGAAUAAAGAAUAGGAACUCAUAGAGAAUAGCCUUUACUUUUAGGAUAUACUUGAAGAGAAUAUUGAAAGCAACGAUUUUUACCUAUAUGAGACCACGUAGGUUGUUCAAUAACCCGUAGAGAAUAAAAACUUCACUUUGAUCAAUAUUCUAGGUUAAAUGAACAUAAAUGAGAAUGUAGAGAUGUUGAUAGAGGAGCCAAACUAUUGAACAGAUACUACAUGAUUUCCUCAUACUUACAUAAUUAUUUAUAUAUAUAUAUCGAAA